CGCGGCGCGCGGCAGAUUCAGGUAGUAAAUCCCCGGUCCUGCCUCCCGAACUGCAACACGGCCCAGAGCGAGGGCUCCAUACUUGAGUCGCUGGUGUGUUUUUAGCCCUUGCCCCGCUGCCCCCACCCCCUCCCCGCUCCACGACGCCAUUAAAAGCCCUUCAGCUCGCCGGAAAAGGACUAAAGAUGAUUUAAAGAGUCAAGCGCGGAGCAGCGUGGAGGGUCGGGGCUCGAGCGGGUGGGUGGAGGCUCUCGCCUUGUGGCUUCUAUGGACCUCCGCCAUCCAGCCGUCCGAGUCAAUAUGCGGCGAGUGUCGGCUACGUGAGAGAAGCCCGAGUGGCUCGGGGGUGGGAGCGGGAGCCGAACGAGAGUGGACCCGCCGAGCUGAGAACCUCACCGAACGGCAGUGAGCCGCCUCGGCGUGGGCGCGACGAUGACCGAGCUGGUCGGCAAAUGGGCCUGUGAAUACUGCACCUACGAGAACUGGCCGUCGGCCAUCAAGUGCACCAUGUGCCGCGCGCAGAGGCCCAGCGCGGGCGCCAUCAUCACCGAGGAGCCCUUCAAGAGCGCUCCCGCGUUGGACCCCGCGGGCCUCAGCAACAGCCCCACCCAGGGGAGUUCCGCUUUGCUCAUAUGCCCCGAUUCCAGCGCGCGGCCCCGGGUCCGUGCGGCGGAUACCCCUGAGACCAGUAGCAAGUGGUCCUGUCACAUGUGCACCUACCUGAACUGGCCCCGCGCCAUCCGUUGCACUCAGUGCCUGUGUCACAGGCAACACGCUCAGCAGCACUCGAGCCAUAAAGGACAGCAGCAGCCACGCAGCCCAACAGAGUCACCUCAAACCUCAGGCUCCGGAUACCGCCCCCCACCCUCUUCCACCGCCAUGGAUCCCUGCGAGGAAUACAAUGACCGCAAUAGGCUCAACACGCACGCACAGCACUGGACCUGCGCCGCCUGCACUUAUGAGAACUGGUCAAAGGCGCUCAAAUGCGUCGUCUGCGACCACCCGCGGCCCAAUCACAGUCUGCUCGCCGAACCGAUUGAACUGGCCUCGGAGCCCGAGCGGCAACAGCCGUUGUCCAAGUUCAUCGACGCCGACCGGGGGAACAGGCGUGGCGUCGGGGGCGUCGCGGGGGGCCAAGGACUCGGCGGUGUGGUGGGUUUGGUCGGGGGUUGCAGCACCAGUCAGCGGAGGUCACCGCCUUCCUCCAAACGCGAGGCGGAGAUGAACAUGGACUUUCAGAGGAUCGAGGUGGCGUCGGGGGCCGGGGUUGGGAGUAAAGAGGAGGUCGAGGUGGAUUUCAAAAAACUGAAGCAGAUUAAAAACAGAAUGAGGAGGACGGAUUGGCUCUUCCUCAACGCCUGUGUUGGCGUGGUGGAGGGCGACCUGGCAGCUGUGGAGGCCUACAAGACGUCGGGGGGCGACAUCGCGAGGCAGCUGUCGUCCGACGAGGUUCACCUGCUCAACCGUCCGUCGGCGUUCGACGUGGGCUUCACGCUGGUGCACCUCGCCAUCCGCUUCCAGCGGCAGGACAUGCUGGCCGUGCUGCUCACCGAGGUGUCCCAACAGGCUGCCAAGUGCAUCCCAGCCAUGGUGUGUCCCGAGCUGACGGAGCAGAUCCGCCGCGAGGUGGCCGCUUCCCUCCACCAGCGCAAGGGGGACUUCACCUGCUACUUCCUCACCGACCUGGUCACCUUCACGUUGCCCGCAGAUAUUGAGGAUUUGCCACCAGCUGUUCAGGAAAAGCUUUUUGAUGAGGUUUUGGACCGAGAUGUGCAAAAAGAGCUGGAGGAGGAGUCUCCCAUCAUCAACUGGUCCCUAGAGCUCGGGACCAGGCUGGACAGCCGGCUGUAUGCCUUGUGGAACCGCACGGCCGGGGACUGCCUGCUGGACUCGGUGCUACAGGCCACGUGGGGCAUCUACGACAAGGACUCAGUCCUGCGCAAGACGCUCCACGACAGCCUGCACGACUGCUCGCACUGGUUCUACACGCGCUGGAAGGAGUGGGAGUCGUGGUAUUCCCAAAGCUUCGGCCUGCACUUUUCCCUGCGGGAGGAGCAGUGGCAGGAGGACUGGGCCUUCAUCCUGUCGCUGGCCAGUCAGCCCGGGUCCAGCUUGGAGCAGACCCACAUUUUCGUCCUUGCGCACAUACUUCGGAGGCCCAUCAUCGUCUACGGGGUCAAGUACUACAAAAGUUUCCGCGGGGAAACGCUAGGGUUCACUCGCUUUCAAGGCGUGUACCUGCCUCUGCUGUGGGAGCAGAGCUUCUGCUGGAAAAGUCCCAUCGCGCUGGGCUACACGCGCGGCCACUUCUCCGCCCUGGUGGCCAUGGAGAACGACGGCUUCGACAAUCGCGGCGCCGGCGCCAACCUCAACACGGACGACGACGUCACCGUCACCUUCCUGCCGCUCGUCGACAGCGACCGCAAGCUGCUGCACAUCCACUUCCUGUCGGCGCAGGAAAUGGGCAACGAGGAGCAGCAGGAGAAGCUCCUUCGCUCGUGGCUGGACUGCUGCGUGACGGACGGCGGCGUGCUGGUGGCGCUGCAGAAGAGCUCGCGCAGGCGCAACCACCCGCUCGUCACGCAGAUGGUGGAGAAGUGGCUCGACGGCUACCGGCAGAUCCGCGCCUGCGCCGCGCUCUCCGACGGCGAGGAGGAGGAGGACGACGACGACGAGUGACCCGACGAGUCGUCGGGACUUUUGGGACAAACUGUGACGCGCGUGGAGAAUUUCAAAAAGAAAAAAAAAAAAAGUUUACAAAUUCAAAAAAUGUUUCUCCAAUGUGACGACAGAAUUCCGACAUGGAAAUGCACGUAUGGAAGCCCGUUGAGGAUUUCGUCAUCAUUUCCUUGACGUCCAGCUUAAGGUUCUUGUACUAGUGUGCUCGUUGUCCUCACUAGUAAAAAAAAUAAAAGCGCACUAGCGUGCUUAUA
Syngnathoides biaculeatus (alligator pipefish) is the source of this 2933-nucleotide messenger RNA. It is a transcript of the gene zranb1b, whose product is annotated as zinc finger, RAN-binding domain containing 1b. The record is from RefSeq and is a predicted model, not a curated record. Gene Ontology annotation, biological process: protein deubiquitination involved in ubiquitin-dependent protein catabolic process; cytoskeleton organization; positive regulation of Wnt signaling pathway. The transcript has 10 exons. NCBI's taxonomy places the organism in Eukaryota, Metazoa, Chordata, Actinopteri, Syngnathiformes, Syngnathidae. The coding region runs from base 433 to 2679 and encodes 748 amino acids. Gene Ontology annotation, molecular function: K63-linked polyubiquitin modification-dependent protein binding; cysteine-type deubiquitinase activity. Gene Ontology annotation, cellular component: cytoplasm; nucleus.